Molecule: messenger RNA, 2934 nt
Organism: Chlamydomonas reinhardtii
Lineage: Eukaryota; Viridiplantae; Chlorophyta; Chlorophyceae; Chlamydomonadales; Chlamydomonadaceae
Exons: 11
Coding region: 678-2642 (654 amino acids)
Source: RefSeq, a predicted model, not a curated record
UAUCAUCGCGCCUCAUUCACAUAACUUACACUGCCAACUCUUUUCCACGCUGCUCGGUGUGGAAAUUUCGGCCAGAGACACGACUAGACGAAACCCUACGCGCACGCAGUCAUUAGUUCGAGUUACAUGAAUGCAAGGCCGAUUGUCGCCGCCGAUUGUCGCCUAUCUAAUUUGGGCUAUCGGUCCGCCACUGCUUUCGUAGAUUUUCGCAGCGAAGAGCCCUCUUGCGGCCGUAUCUGUAUCCGCGUAAUGCUCCACUGCAACGAGUGACGCGAUGGAGCUUUGUUGCUAUGCGUGAGCGCCCACUCCCACGCAAGUCAACCCCGCCGUGCGCGGUGUGGAGUUUUACCAGCUUUCGCAAAUUGACAAUCUUAAGCGUAAUCGUGGUAUUGAAUUCCAGACUAGGCACCGACUGCGUUGCAGCUACUGCGGCCGGUGGCGAACGAGCGCUUCUGCACGCGCUGCAGCACGGGCUCUAUCAUAGCUCGAAUGCGACGCAUGUAGAUGAGCUCAUCACCUCAUUGGAGAAGGUCAUAUGGCACUCCAGGCGCAUCCUCAAAAGCGGCAACUUUCAGGAGCAUCAUGUCGCGCACACGAAAUUGGAGCACGCCAACCUCACCCAAGCCAGCGACCUCACAUCCUGGGCGCGCGCUGCAACGGCAUGGCUUGGAGCUGCAAUGCGCCUACAGGCAGGCGACGCCGCAGCGGCCACACAGCAGGGGGGCGGCAUCUUCGGUGGGGUUGCAGCGCGGGUGUCGCAUGCCCGGGAUUCACACCGUCGCCGGCGGCGUCAUUUGAGCAGCAGUGAGAACGUCUUUAGUACUAGGGAGGAUGACGGUGCCGAGGUAGUUGGUGACGAUGGUGGUGAUAGUAGCGCCAGCAGGCCGCGGCAGAGGCGCGUGUUGCACGGCACGCCAGCGGCGCAACCACAGCUAGCGGCGGCGCGUGUGCUCUCGGCAGAGUCUGCUUCUGCUGCCGCCGGCCGCCUGCUUCACAGUAGUGACGACAGUAGCAGCGGACCCGAUGCUGGCAGUAGCACCGGCGGCAACAACAGCAGUGCCACCAGCACCACCGCUGCUGCCACGCCCACGACGCAGCUCCCUGUGAUUCUCUCCUUCACGCCGGAGCAGGAGCGCUUAAGGCAGGGCUACCGGCAGCGUGCGGGGGAGCUGGCGCCCUCACCCUGGCCCGCCCAGCAGUUGACGCUGUUGGUGCCGGUAAUGCGGCGGCUGCUGCUGGCGCAGUUGCUCAAGGCCUGGCUGCGGGACAUGCGGCAGCAGCUGCCGGCGGAGCCGCAGGCGGCGCAGGCGCUGGCGGUGCUGAUACGCAAGCUGUUCGAAGUGCAUGUGGGCAGUGUGGUGCAGCGGGCGGCACUCGAGUACUUCCACAUCUCCAAGGCAGGAGGCACUAGCUGGACAGUGGCGGCCAAGAGCAACAAGUGCCCUCGGCCAGCGGCGAGGGGCUGCCGCGUGAAAGAGUUUGACGACUCGUGUCGCUGGCUCAACCGCACAGCACUGCUGGAUGUGGGCGUGCCACAGGGCCGCCACCACAAAGCGCCGUGGGGUCGCUACGGGCACGUGGACCGAAGCACCGAGUACGCCACGUGCGCCCAGCGGUACGAGUACGUACGGCGGCGGGGUUUCGUGUACACCACCAACGAGUACACGCUGCACAGAGACCUGGCGCCGGAACGCAGCCUGGAUGAGCGCGCUGAGGUGCUGAGUGCGGAGCAGGUGGUGGAACGGCUGCAGUCACCCGAGGGGCAGGAUGCGUGGCACUCGGCACACCUGUGCCCGCAGUUCGUCAACAUCCUGACCGUGCGGGAGCCACGGCAGCGGCUGCUCAGCAACAUCAACUUCAUGCUCCCAUUCCUGCAGAGCCAGCUGUUCCCCAUCCGCAAGCGGAACGACACCCAGUCCGCCGCCCAAGUCGCCGACUUCCAGGCCAUUUUCUGUAAUGCGCCGUCGGAGACGUGGGAGACCGUGGUGCCGCCCGUGGCUGACAACUACAACGUCCGGACGCUGUUGGGCGAGCUAGGGUUCCACCUGCCGCUGUGGUCCGUGGGUCCCGAGCACGUGGCCGCAGCCGAGUCCCAGCUGCUGCGUUUCGACAUGGUGAUGGACCUGAACGCGGGCAGUGGCGCCGCCGACCUGGUUCAGAAGCAGGGGCUGGGCUGGCACGUGACACUGGCCGAGGUUCAUGCCCUGGACUCCAGCCAACGGCAGGACCGCGUGCCGUGUGGUCUGGGCAACCUGACAAAGCUGCUGGAGAGGCAAGGGCCGGACCAGCAGUGGUACAGCUUCGCGCGGGUGGUGAGCUCGCUGGACCAAAGCUUCCUGGCUAUGGCACGUGGCUUAGGCCUGGAGCCCCUUGCUACAGCCGGCGUGGACCCCAUCGCGGCUGCAGCUGCUGCUACAGCCGCUGCCGCUGCUACUGCUCGGCAAAGAGGGGCGCCGGUGGAGGGAGACGGCGCUGCGGAGCCGGUGCCAGUGGAGGAGAGCACGCCGUGUGGGCUGCUGGGAUUGCUGGCGCCGCUUGCGUUGGAGGGGCCAGACGGCGUGCCGAUAGGGGCAGGUGUGGGAUUGGCCGUGGACGGCGUGGGGCAAGGCGGGGAUGACGAGGAGGACGAACGCGAGGAGUAGCGAGCGCAGUGGGCUGGGUUGCUAUUAUCAAGAACAAGAAAAGGUGGCUCUCCCUCGCAAGGGAAAUGCUGGCUGCGCCCAUGCCACGUUGGUGCACGUUGCUGGUCGGAGGCCAAUGGUUUCGAAACUACGGUACCUCAUCUCCCUAAUAUUGCCGAGGUCGGUUCGUACAGGCAUCGCUAGCCAUGUGUCCAGCCGCGUCCCGCUGUCAAGCACAAAGCACAGCAGGCGCAGGGCAACCACAUACAGGCUAUGCUCCGCUCGCCAGCAAAGUCUGUAAACCAGACACCAG